Molecule: messenger RNA, 1999 nt
Organism: Carica papaya (papaya)
Lineage: Eukaryota; Viridiplantae; Streptophyta; Magnoliopsida; Brassicales; Caricaceae
Gene: OZS1
Product: C4-dicarboxylate transporter/malic acid transport protein
Biological process (GO): intracellular monoatomic ion homeostasis; stomatal closure; transmembrane transport
Cellular component (GO): membrane
Molecular function (GO): voltage-gated monoatomic anion channel activity
Source: RefSeq, a predicted model, not a curated record
CGUGUCUUUUUCUUAAUUUUCUUCAUUUCUCGUGACAUAUUACCUUAUUUGCGCCACAAACCAAAACAUGAAACAAUAUAAGAAACCCAGAUCGACUUCCUUGGGAGCUAGUUGAAAUUAGAGAAAUGGAUCACAACAGAGAAAGUUCAUCGCUUGAUCAGACUCACUUCCUGGAUGUCCAUGAAGUCUCACCUCAAGAACACGAAGAAGAAGAAGAAGAAGACGAGGAAAUAAGAGAUAAAGUUGGGAAGAAAGGUUUAAAGAGAGUACCCAACAGAGUUGGAGAAAUGAAGAGAUCUGUAGGGCAGAAGCAGAAGAGUUUUAGCAGACAAGUAUCACUGGAGACUGGGUUUUCAGUGUUGAAGAAAGACUGGAAGACGAAAGAUGAAAGAAGAGUUAAUCUGCCGAGAAGUGGACGUAGCUUUGGAGGUUUUGAUUCAGUGAACAGGAGUGGGAAAGGAGAUUUCAGUAUCUUCAAAACUAAAUCAACUCUUAGUAAGCAGAACUCAUUGUUGCCAACGAAAAGAGAUAAAUCAGAUCAAAUGGAGUCCCAACAAAAUGAUCAUCAUGCCUCUAAUGGUCUUGAUCAUCAUCAUCAUCAGCCUCUCAAUACAAGUGUUCCUGCUGGAAGAUACUUCGCUGCUCUUAGAGGCCCUGAACUAGACCAAGUCAAGGACUAUGAAGAUAUUCUCCUGCCAAAAGAUGAGAAAUGGCCAUUUCUUCUUCGUUUCCCAAUUGGGUGCUUUGGUAUAUGCCUUGGCCUAAGUAGCCAAGUGGUUUUAUGGCAUGCUCUUGCAACAAGCCCAGCUACAAGAUUUCUCCACAUUACACCAUUCAUUAACCUUUCUCUCUGGCUAUUAUCACUGGCAGCUCUAUUCUCAGUCUCAUUCACUUACCUCCUCAAGUGCAUUUUCUACUUUGAGGCUGUUAAAAGAGAAUACUUUCACCCAGUUCGAGUUAAUUUCUUCUUUGCCCCAUGGGUUGUGUGCAUGUUUCUAGCCAUUGGAGCACCACCAAUGGUGGCACCCAACAAACUACAUCCUGCAAUUUGGUGUAUUUUCAUGGCACCUUAUUUCUUUCUUGAGCUAAAGAUAUAUGGGCAGUGGCUGUCUGGGGGGAAAAGGCGAUUGUGUAAAGUAGCUAAUCCAUCUUCCCAUCUGUCUGUAGUUGGAAAUUUUGUUGGGGCAAUUUUAGCUGCCAAGGUUGGAUGGAAAGAAGCUGGAAAAUUCUUGUGGGCAGUUGGGUUUGCACAUUACCUUGUGGUGUUUGUAACUUUGUAUCAAAGAUUGCCAACUAGUGAGGCAUUGCCUAAGGAGUUACACCCAGUUUACUCCAUGUUCAUUGCAGCCCCAUCAGCUGCAAGCAUUGCUUGGGACACUAUUUAUGGUGAGUUUGAUGGACUGUCAAGAACUUGCUACUUCACUGCCUUGUUUCUCUAUAUAUCUUUGGUGGUCCGGAUCAACUUCUUCACAGGUUUCAGGUUCUCUGUGGCAUGGUGGUCAUACACCUUCCCCAUGACAACUGCAUCAGUAGCAACAAUAAAGUAUGCAGAGCAUGUUCCUUGUUUCUUAAGCAAAGGUCUUGCCCUAAGUCUGUCAUUCAUGUCUUCAACAAUGGUUUCUGUAUUGUUCAUCUCCACUCUUCUUCAUGCUUUUGUUUGGAAGACAUUGUUCCCCAAUGAUCUUGCAAUUGCCAUUAGUACUGAGAGACGACAUGUCAAGGACAAGAGGCCUUUUAAAAGAGCUUACGACAUAAAACGUUGGACAAAACAGGCUCUCACGAAAACUAAUUUUGCAACUACCAACAAAGAUUUUCGUGGGACAAAAUGAUGUAGGCUAUGAAGCCAUUUUAUAAAAAUGGUAGAAUUUUUUUAGAUUUUUUAUAUUAGUAUAUGUAGUUAUAUAAUUGUAACAUCCUCGUUAUCCCAUAAUUAUGACUUUUUGAUGAUGACAAAUCUCACUUUACUCUUUAAGGCAAGUAUAUAAGAAUUAUAAAUAAG